CACCAUUGGGCAGCUUUGGGAACGUUCACUGGCACCUUCAGGCACCUUCGGGCACACUCUAGGGCACUUUUUGGCUCAUAGCAAUCUGAAAAUAAUCUACGUUACAUAGCAAUCAGUUUUCAAAAACAUGUUGGUCAAUUAUCUGUCACUGCUCGAAAUUUGUUUUUCAAGAUGAUUGACGAAGUUUGUAUUUUAUUUUAUUAUAUUUGUGCCUAGUUUCUUAUCUUUUUAAUUUAAUGAUGUUGCAGGAGUAUUUCUGGAGCAAGCUUCAAAAACUGUAUGGUGAUAUACAGCCGCACCUAAAAAUAAUUUUGAAGAAACAAAAUUUAAUAAGCAAGUCACUGGCACGACUGAAUCGCGAAAGCAUUGCGCGAAUUGCGGGGGACGUGAGGAAUCGUGCCGCUCGGUUAGCCAAAGCUGGUCCCCAAGACGAUCCUUUGGCGUACGGCGAUUUCGCCGCGGAUCCACAAAAUUUCGAGUUCUACGAAGGCGAAAUUCUUUGCUUGCUAGAUAUAGCUGGCAUCGUAGACUCGAAAGGAAUUGAUUAUUUCAUCCGGCUGGCCAAAAAAGCUACGGCGCCUCCGCCGCAAAAAGCUUCGGUGCAACAGCCGCAAAGCGCGAAUCAAACUUCUUUUACACCGGAUCCGGAAGAGUUGAAGGCCAAACUGAACGAAAAAGUUCUGCUUGAGUUAUUGAAGUGGUCCGAACUGCUAAGCGAUGGAUUUACAAAACAAAAGGCAAAAAUGUUCUGCCCGCUUUGCAAUGCUGCCGGCCAACGGCGGUGCGUCUCACUAUCUGCUGACACUUCCGGAAAUUGGCAUAUGUUUAAUUUUAAAAGGCACUGUAAGAACUUCCACUGCGAUAAACCGGAAGCGGAUAUAGGUGUUACCCCACCGAAAGUUGAAUGCCGUGACAUCGGCGUGAACAGUUCGCUAUUUUUUUCAUCGUCGUUGCAAGAACAACAUGUACAACGAGAAAUCCAACUCCAUGAUGCUGUUGCUGACGAAUCCUUCGAUUUUGAUGAGUUGAUCGAAGAUGAAUGUGGUAUUUUUUUGAAAAUUACUGUUUUAUGUAUAAUAAGUAAAUUUAUUGAAAACUAGAUUUGCAAGAAAAUGAAGAAGAGCUGCCAGCUUUUGAGGAACAGGGAAGUUGUUCGACGAUUAUUCUAGGUAACAUUUUGUAAAAUGAAUGUCAAAUAUAUCUCAUUUGAAAUAUAAUAACCACUAGGAUCGAAAUGCAGACAAAUUGAUUCUGAAAUCCUA
This is a messenger RNA of Culex pipiens pallens (northern house mosquito), 1262 nucleotides long. RefSeq lists its product as uncharacterized. The record is from RefSeq and is a predicted model, not a curated record. The transcript has 2 exons. Lineage: Eukaryota; Metazoa; Arthropoda; Insecta; Diptera; Culicidae. The coding region runs from base 237 to 1100 and encodes 287 amino acids.